This is a messenger RNA of Amoebophrya sp. A120, 3029 nucleotides long. Lineage: Eukaryota; Dinophyceae; Syndiniales; Amoebophryaceae. The record is from the annotation of a GenBank genome assembly.
AGUGAAGUCGUCGCGAACUCGCCACUUACAAUGCCUGCAUCUCCGCAUUUGUAAAAGAAGAUUAGAGAACCAGGGGCGCGACUUUGAAGCCACAUCUUGCGUAUUACACCCUUGUAAAAGUACUUAAAAAAUCCGCCAAGAUGGACACGUUUGUGGACCAUUGCCGGAAAGGGAAGGAGUUCCGGACUGCAAUGGAAGACAACCUGACCCAUGCAAAAAGGAAAUUCCAACGUAUUGAACAGAAAUUUUUGGCUGCUUGUUUUGCCUGAACAAUGUGAUCUCGUAUUGCACAAGCACGCUCUGUAUAUGCACGAAAUAAACAUCAAAUCAGGCGAACUGGAUUUCACGGCGUACCAGUAUGGCCACGACCCGAUGUACCUCGGUGUCAAUGGUCAAAUUGACUACGGUAAGAUCUGGGGUCAGACCUCCGCGACCAUGCAGAAACUCCUCUGGCCAGCGAGCUACUGGCGGCGGGUGUACUUCAGAAAAAGAAAUGAGGACGACCCAGACCCGGAGCAUUACGAGUAUCGAUUUUUAGCACAGGAUUUGUGAAGAUUUUUGAUGAAGCGAGCACUAUGUCGAUCGGCAAUUGAUGCUGUAUCGACGAAAGCGCUCAGCGCAUGAGCAUUAUAGAGUGUGUAUUUCAACUACAUCAGGACUGCCUCCGUUACAAGACAGCAGAGCGCACCCGCCGGGGCAGCGGGGUCGUCGAGCUCCAGCCGGGCUAAAAAGGGAGACAGCGGACCACCAGCCGAUGACAACCCAAAGCCGACAAGCCUGCAACAAGGGUACGAUAAAUUUUUGCUACUUGAUCAGAUGAUUUUGAUUUCAAAGAAGAGGAAGAACAAGAAGUUGUAGGGCGGGCGUUAUUAAUUUCUCCUCGCUCAUGCUCUGCCUCCGCGUCAGCAACAGCAUGCAUGUUGAUGAACAUGAGUUUGCCAUAUAAUCUGCUCCGCCGGCGCAAAAGUAAUAUUCUACUAGACGUGAACAAAUCAUGAAUCCUCGUCCACAGGACCGUUCCCUACAGCGAGCCGUCGACGGAGGUCUUCAUGAAGAAUCCCAACCUGCAGCCCUUCCGGCAAGUGCCGCGAAACGCCGCGCCGGCCUCACGGGUAGUGAAAACCCCACCACAAAACUUCAACCCGGCGGAUAUUCGGGUGGCGGUGCGAAAAGAGGUUGCUAAGGUAUCUAACGUACUAGCUGUAAUCUUCCCUUCAUCGAGGAGUAUAGUAGUUGUACCGAUAAUACCAAGAUUGUUGGGAUUGGCAGUUCUAAGUGCAGCGAAAUUUUCAAUGCAUUGGUGGAGCAGUUCUUGAUAUAAGAAAAAUAAAUGAAAAAAAACACUCAUCUCCCAGCCCGGUUUCUCCACGCGCAAAGCGCCGAAGUUCAACCCGGAGAAGGUCUCGCCCGGCGCGUUUUUUGUUCCUCUUCAAGCUCCGGAUGCAAACGAAAUCAAGCCCGGGCCGCGGAACCCACCGAAGUCCAAGUCAGACCCAGAAUACAUCGACCCAGAAGACGUGCUCGCGGCGAUCAAUGCGGACGGCAGUUACGCAGGCCACGAGGCAGGACGCUUGCAGAGAGAAAAGGAAGAGGCGGAAAUGGAGGCAAAGAAGAAAUAUGCCGUGAAGAUAAACAAAAGUAUCGCAGUCGCAUAUUAAAACAUGCACUGCAAAUGUGAUGUUUAUACCUGAGUCUGCAUUUACAAACUCCAUUUUUGUUGCUGAAAAUUUUGUGAUGUAAUUUUGCCACUUUUUUUUACUUAAUUAUGCGAUAGAAUAGGAUACUUUUGCCAUGCAUAGGAAGGAGGCCAUGGCCAAACUGGGAAAAAUGGCGGUGCCUAUGCCGGACUGGCCGCUGCACCCGCAAACGGGGGAGAAGUUGGACGGGUAUCCGUUCGUCCGAAAGUGGCUGGAAGACGAAAUUCGCUCGAAGGAUAAGCCGUACUAUCCGAAAACAAGGCCAAACGAACCGUUCACCUUUUUCAACACGCUGGGGAGGAGAAACGGUAUACGUUGAUUUGUUGCGAACUUAAUAAACUUAUUGUGAUCCUACUAGGUAGGGUUUCGCUCGUCGUCUUUUUCGUGCAAUAAUGUUGCUGCAGCUGCGGGUACAGACUUGACAUUCGCUACAUACUUUUGGAGACUUGUCAUGCCACACAAAAUAAAGCUACCGACUCUUUAUUUUGUGUUUGUCAGGUAAAUACUGCAUCAAGGGCGUUCCGGACGGUAAUUUCCCCUACCAAAAGGAAACGCACAGAUCCGUAACUUACGAGCACGAGUACAUUGCGGGGCUGGCGCGACGGAACGACUACAAUUUGAUCACCAACUAUCGCAAGAAAAAACUGUUUCACUGUGAACUUGUGAUGCAGAAGAUGGAACACAGACCUAUUUGUAUUGCUACACUUGCAAGACAUUGCAUUUUCGAGCGUCUUUUCCCUUGGGAAGAGCGCAUGGCAAAUUUUCUGUGUCAUGAGUACGGAACUUGUGAUGCAGAUUUUGCAAAAUCACCACUGUGAAACAGUUUUUCGGUGGGAUACCAACGAUGGGUUACCGCCGCUGGACCAGGAUUACUGAUUUGGGACGUGGUGACCAAGGAGGUCGGGAUGAUUCGCAUUCGCAUAUUUGUGCGGAUCGACGUACCGAGCGUGUUUGCCGUUUGUUUAUGUUUUACUCUUGUAUAAUGACCACGUUUUCAAUAUACAAAUCCGAACACAAAUAGCUUUAUUUCCUGGUGAACAAGACUAAAAAAUGUUGACGAGUGAGUAAAAAUGUUGCCGAAUAAUUCUAAAUGAGCGAGAGAUGUAUCAAGUUCAUCACGUCCUUGAUAGCUAUAGCAAGCCAAUAGAUCGAUGCAUUGUUGUAAAAUGUUUUGACACGAUGUUGAUGAGAGCUUUGACCUACGAGAUUGCGCGUUGUGAUUAGCAGCUUCUGCAACAUCCUCAUCCGCUGUACAGAACAAAUAAACAAGGAUGAUGUAGUAGAAACGACGACGAAUUCAUUGUCCCCUGUAAAUCAUUAACUGGGCAAAAU